AACGGACCGGAACGGACCGGAACACCACCGCACCCCGGGCUGGAGGAAGAGGAGGAAGCCUCCAUAGCAACGAACCGGCUUCACGGCGUUAUUGUGCUGAGGGACCUCCAGACCCCCAGACCAGACCCCCAGACCAGACCCCCGGACCAGACCCCCAGACCAGACCCCCAGACCAGACCCCCAGACCCACCCCGAGCCAGGUGUGAAGAGGGGCUCAGCGUGAGGAAGGUCACUGCGAGGUCACGGGCGGAUGAGGUCUGAGUCGUUCCUCAUCAGGACAUCGGGGUCCCGCUGGAUGCAGUACCCCCCACCUGCCACCAGGACCAGACCGCUCCUCCCAGGGGCCCGUUGUGGAGGGGCCCCGGCUCCUUGAUUCUAAAAGCAUCUGGACCCACAGGAAGUGACCCCCCCCACCAUGUCUUUGAGCAAGACCCUCGAGCUGGAGCACUUUGAUGAACGCGAUAAGGUCUGCCGGGGCCGCUCCGCCCGCACCAAGAGGGCCGGCGCCGCCGGGUCCGGGCCCAGCUCCCGGGGCAGCAGCCUGGUGCCGAGCCCCGCCCACAGCGCCAACUGCAGCUACUUCCGGACCCGGACCCUGCAGGCGCUCACCUCGGAGAAACGGGCCAAGAAGGUGCGCUUCUACCGCAACGGGGACCGCUUCUUCACGGGCCUGGUGUACGCCGUGUCCGGGGACCGCUUCCGCUCCUACGACGCGCUGCUGGCGGAGCUCACGCGCUCGCUGGCCGACAACCUGCACCUCCCCCAGGGGGUCCGCGCCAUCUACCCCAUCGACGGGGGCCGCAAGGUCACCAGCAUGGACGAGCUGGUGGAAGGCGAGUGCUACGUCUGCGCCUCCAACGAGUCUUACCGAAAGGUCGACUACAAGAAGAUCUCCGUCCAGAGCUGGAAGCCGGGCGCCGCCGGGGCCGCGGGCCGGCCCACCGCGGCGUCCGCGGGGGUGUCGGCGAGCGGCUCCAAAGAGUUCAUCAAGCCCAAGCUGGUGACGGUGAUCCGCAGCGGCGUGAAGCCGCGGAAGGCCGUGAGGAUCCUGCUGAACAGGAAGACGGCGCACUCCUUCAGCCAGGUGCUGGCCGACAUCACCGACGCCAUCAAGCUGGACUCGGGCGCCGUGAAGAGGCUGUACACGCUGGACGGGAGGCAGCUGACCAGUCUGCAGGACUUCUUCGGGGAGGACGAUGUCUUCAUGGCUUGUGGACCAGAGAAGUUCCGCUACGCUCAGGACGACUUCGUGCUGACGCAGAGCAGCAAGACACCGGCCUUCGUUAACGAAUGCAAAGUGAAGACUCCUCGCUUGACCGCCCAUCCAAAAACUACAAUUCCCAAGAUGCCGAGCGGCUCCAGCUCCCCUAAGACUCCGCCCUGCAGGACCGGGUCUCCGGGUCCAGCCAAUGAGGCCUCAGGAUCGCAGUUAGCUGGGGAGUCGUCCAGGUCAAGCCCCUCCCCCACCAGCCCUGGGACACGACGCAGCCUCAAGGUUUCUCCUCGCCAAGCGUCGUCCACGGACGUGAACGGAGACGCCGAGCAGCCCGAUGACGUCAUCGCUGAAGUGAACGGGAAUCGCUCCGUUUCUUCGUCAGUCAUCAGCGACAAGUACAAAGUCGGCAAAGUGAUCGGAGACGGGAACUUCGCGGUGGUGAAAGUGUGCGUGGAGAGGUCGACGGGAAAGGAGUACGCUCUGAAGAUCAUCGAUAAAGCUCGCUGCUGUGGGAAGGAGCACCUGAUCGAGAACGAGGUGGCGGUGCUGAGGAGAGUCCGGCACCCCAGCAUCAUCCAGCUGCUCGAGGUGGACGAGACCUCCAGCCAGCUGUUCCUGGUCAUGGAGCUCGUCAAGGGCGGCGACCUGUUCGACGCCAUCACCGCGUCCACCAAGUACAGCGAGCGCGACUCGAGCGCCAUGGUGUUCAACCUGGGAGGAGCCGUGAAGUACCUGCACCAGAGGAGCAUCGUGCACCGGGACAUCAAGCCGGAGAACCUGCUGGUGUGUGAGUACCCUGACGGCACCAAGUCCCUGAAGCUCGGGGACUUCGGCUUGGCGACGGUGGUUGACGGCCCGCUGUUCACCGUGUGCGGCACGCCCACAUACGUGGCCCCGGAGAUCAUCGGAGAGACCGGCUAUGGGCUGAAGGUGGACAUCUGGGCGGCCGGUGUCAUCACCUACAUCCUGCUGUGCGGGUUUCCUCCCUUCAGAAGUGAGAACAACGUCCAGGAGGAGCUGUUCGAUCAGAUCCUCAGAGGGAAGCUGGAGUUCCCGUCUCCGGACUGGGACGCCAUCAGCCUCCCGGCCAAGAUGCUGAUCAGUCAGAUGCUGCAGGUGAAUGUGGACACCCGCUUCACCGCCGAGGAGGUCCUGGCCCACCCGUGGGUGACGGACGAGGCUCCGCUAGAGUCCAGCACUGAGGACCAGACCAGAGGAGAAGGACCAGACCCCCCACAGCCAGAGUCCCCACAGCCGGACCCCCCACAGCCAGACCCCCCACAGCCGGACCCCCCACAGCCAGAGUCCCCACAGCCAGAGUCCCCACAGCCGGAAACCAAACAAGUUCCCUCACCUCUGGUCUAGAGUCAGGAAACUAGACAAGUUCCCUCACCUCUGGUCCUUAAAAUCGUAGAUGAGUUUCAUCCCUUCGGUGUAGAACGAUCACCUGUUUGGAUCUCCUGAACCACCGUCGGGUCGAGGGUAGGACUGGAAACCAAACUCUUGAAUAUGAACCAGAACUCACUCCUCGUUUCUUCUCCUGGAAACCAAACACGUUCCCUCUUUCUUGGUCUACGGCUGAUCCCCGGACCGUUCGCUGUGAAUCGAACAAGUUCCCUCAAAGCUGGUCUAGGAUCAGUCAUUUUGGAAACCCUCUAGAAGUCCUUCACUUCAGACGAUAUCCGGUUCCUCACCUCCUCUGUGUACAACCCUCUCUAUCAACUGGGAACCAAGUGAGUUCCCUCAUAUGGUUUAGAAUCUGUUCUGGAAGAGGCUCCUCCCCUCCGGUCUAGAACGCGUCAUUUCGGGUCUACGAUGGAAACAAAGGGAGUUCUCUCAUCUCGGGUCUAGAACAUGUUCCUUGACCAAACAAGUAUCUUCUAGAACUGUUUUCAUCUACUAGGAAACAAACAAGUUCCUUCUGAUCAUCUGGUCUAGAGUAUACUCCUUUUACCAAACAAGUAUCCUUGUCCCUGCUCUGGAUCUCCUCUUCUAUCUACUGAAAACAUCUGGAAUACAACUGGAAUAAGUCCUCUCGGUGAAGGUCCGGAGCACAUUGCCCUUUCCCUCUUCUGGAAACCAAACAAGUCGAGUCUAGAGUUGCUUCAACUUGACACCUCAUGAGUUUGCGUCUCCUUAGUCCCUGAGGCAGCUGUGGAGGUGUGUGGGGGGCGUCUGAUUGGCCUCAGCUGCUGACCGACUACCAAUCAGCCAGCAGCUGAGGCCAAUCAGACCUCCAAAGCUGCCACAGUCCCCAUCUACUGGAAACUGGGCAGGACUCCUCACCUCUAGUCUGGGACACUUGGCGCUUGCUCUUCUGAAAACUAAAUCAAGUCCUCCGUCUCCGGUCGAGACCAGCGUCUCUUCUCCUGGAGACUUUCCCGAGCCCCGUCUGUGCUGCCAUCCCGCAAAGUAUUCCCAUCCCCUUUGAUGAGCUCCGUCAGGAGGUGGGGUCCUAGACGCUGACCGAGUCGCCCCACUGCUACUUGAAGGACUCGCACCACGACAACACUGGGACACCAUGAGAGUGAUAUUGGACAGGUACCCCCGUGUCUUUUGGGCCUGGACCUAUUUCCUGGCCUAGAGCCACUUUCGUCGACUGGUUUCAUGAUUUCCUCAGUUGUCCCUGUCGCUGCCGGGAUGUCUUCCAUGUAUUCAGGGAAACGUCCCACUUGUCCUGCCUUUACCCUCCAGAUCUCCUUUACGCCCACCCGGGGGGAUAUCAGAGUACUGUGCCUGUUUACGCUGCUGUUGAAUACCCCUCAACACCCCUUAAUACUCCUCAACACCCCUCACUACUCCUCAACACCCCUCACUACCCCUCAACACCCCUUAAUACUCCUCAACACCCCUUACUACUCAACACCCCU
Molecule: messenger RNA, 4086 nt
Organism: Pseudoliparis swirei
Lineage: Eukaryota; Metazoa; Chordata; Actinopteri; Perciformes; Liparidae
Product: serine/threonine-protein kinase DCLK2-like
Exons: 16
Coding region: 416-2581 (721 amino acids)
Biological process (GO): intracellular signal transduction; protein phosphorylation
Cellular component (GO): microtubule cytoskeleton
Molecular function (GO): protein kinase activity; ATP binding
Source: RefSeq, a predicted model, not a curated record